Suillus plorans is the source of this 1028-nucleotide messenger RNA. RefSeq lists its product as uncharacterized. The coding region runs from base 293 to 706 and encodes 137 amino acids. The transcript is spliced from 4 exons. The record is from RefSeq and is a predicted model, not a curated record. NCBI's taxonomy places the organism in Eukaryota, Fungi, Basidiomycota, Agaricomycetes, Boletales, Suillaceae.
UCAUGUAUAAGAGAAGGGGAAAGACGGGAAAAGACAUGGUGUGAGCCUUGAAGAUAUUCGAGGAUUCACGUCGCACGAUAUAAUACCUUUUACGAGCUACGUAUAUGUUGUAACGACUACUGACACCGUUUACUGUGUGACUGUCCAUGUGGCUACCAGAUUAUCUCCCAAGUUCCAAUGUGCUCGUGUAUAAUUUUGGUCCAUCCCAUCGAUAAGCUGUUUGGAUUAAUAUUGUCACUACAAUCUGAAUUCGCCCACAAUCGAGCUCAACUUCCUAAUCUCUCCAAACACCAUGGCCACACCAUCAGAUGCCAAACCAACCUACAUUUACAAGCUCAUUCCAACAUCAGCAGCCCCACCUGAUCCCCUUCCUGAACGGCUUCCCGUGAGCGACCUUGACCAGACGGAUGGCUUCAUCCACCUCUCCACCGCACACCAGGUCCCAAACACACUCAAAUGGUUCUUCAAAGACCACGCCCAAGUUUACAUACUCCGCAUCCCAUACGACCCUGUCGAUGAGAAUAUCAAGUGGGAAGAUAUAAAGGCAGAGGUGUGCGGUCCGCGCGGAGGGGAGGGCAUGUUUCCACACCUCUACAACGAGUUUAAGCUGGGCAAGGACGAGGUAGAGAGCGUGCAGUUGUGGGAGAAUGGGCCUGGUGGAUGGGACUCGGUUCUGAAGGCAGCAGAGGGAUGGCUUGUUUAUUGAUGCGUGUUGUUCGCGGGGUUAUGGCUAUAGUGUGCAUAUCCGGAAAUCCGGACCUGCUCCAAGACCUUCAACAGGCUGUAGCUCAAAUGAAGAUGAUUCGAUCCAGACCAUGAAUUCACACGAACUUCACAUGCAUGCCUUUACGGCACAUUUACUUCUGAAUCUGCCGUGCCAGUCUGAGGUCAUGUUCAAACAACAUCAUAUGUCACUCGAACCGAAUUCCGAACACUUUGUAUCUUCGUUCAUGAUCAACAUACUAUGAGUGUCUUGCUCAGUGUCCUCUGUGUCCGUACUACUGGUGUGCAUCUUGCAUGCAGUGUCA